Molecule: messenger RNA, 535 nt
Organism: Acaromyces ingoldii
Lineage: Eukaryota; Fungi; Basidiomycota; Exobasidiomycetes; Exobasidiales; Cryptobasidiaceae
Product: Pcc1-domain-containing protein
Exons: 2
Coding region: 64-465 (133 amino acids)
Source: RefSeq, a predicted model, not a curated record
CCCAAUUAUCCCCCAAGGCUCCCAUUGGUCAAAGGUGUGCUUGAAGGUCUCUCAUCCAGCACGAUGGCGCUUCCGAAUGUCCCAACAGGCUUCGCAAAGCCUCCUGAGGCGCUCCAUCUUCCUCAUUCCGUAACCCUCAAUAUUCCGCUCCCCAGCGCACAUCAUGCUGCAACCCUGUACCGGGUGCUGAGCGUCGACAAGCCUCUGAGGCCGAAAGAGACCUUUAUCGCCUAUCGCGCGCAGUCCUCGUCGCCCGAGACGCUCGAUGUGCUCUGCCACUGCUCGACCGUUCGCCAGUUGAGGCUCGCCAGCAACUCGAUCCUGGAAGACAUCAAGCUCGUGCUGGCGACCAUGGAUGCAUUCCCGGGGCCUGACGAGCACGAGGAGCAGCGGAGAAAGGGGAGAAAAGACGAAGUUAUCCAGGAUGCAGAGUUCGAGCUCAAUGGCACUGGUCGGGCAGGGUGAAGGGGAGGUCUCUCACUGUUUCGUAAAACAUGCUUGUACAAUAGAUCAUUGGACUAGAUGCAGUAUCUCA